Molecule: messenger RNA, 2656 nt
Organism: Salvelinus sp. IW2-2015
Lineage: Eukaryota; Metazoa; Chordata; Actinopteri; Salmoniformes; Salmonidae
Product: F-BAR and double SH3 domains protein 2
Biological process (GO): regulation of actin filament polymerization; neuromuscular synaptic transmission
Cellular component (GO): recycling endosome; neuromuscular junction
Molecular function (GO): protein binding
Source: RefSeq, a predicted model, not a curated record
GUUUCUCCUCCACCGGAAACCCCGCUGAAUCGCAAACUUCGCUUUUAUGUUCCCGGAGGCAGUCGAUUUUCAACAGGACUUCAUCGGUGUGUUGAGUUGGGUCGUCAUGGCCGCCUGAACCAGACUAAAUUCACCCAGUGCGUGGUUAUCAUUCUGUAAUUUACAUACAAUCGAAAGUUUUUUUGCGGAUUAACGUCAAUAUUUGUUAGGGGGGGGGAAAUCCAUGUAAAAAUUCUAACAUGCAGCCUCCGCCAAGAAAGGUCAAGGUUACCCAGGAGCUAAAGCACACUCAUGCUGAGCAGAUGAGCAGACUACACAUCAAACACCAGACAGAGUGUGACCUACUAGAGGACCUGAAGACAUUCAGUCAGAAGAAAGCCGCUGUAGAGAGGGACUAUGCCCAGGCUCUACACAAGCUGGCCAAUCAGUACCUGAAGAGGGAAUGGCCAGACAGCCUAUCAGAGGAGCCAACAGACCACGGGAACAUGUACACGUUGUGGAAGGCAUACCUGGAGGGCAUAGUGCAAGUGAGCCAAACCAGGAUCACGGCCUGUGAGAACUACAGGAACCAAGUGUCAGACCCUGCCAAGACUGCCAGGCUGCAGAAGGAGCAGCAGCUCAGGAAGUGUAUUGACCAGCUGAUGCUGGUGCAGGCGGAGCUGCAGGACUCGGUGAAGGAGCUGGCUAAGACCAGGAAGAAGUACCAGGAAACAGAGACCAUGGCCCAGGCCGUCAGGGACAAGGCCGAGCAGGACGCCAAGUCCAAACUGAGUCUCUUCCAAUCCAGGUCCAGUCUGCAGAGGGCAAGUGUAAAGCUGAAAGCCAAGAGGAGUGAGUGUAACUCCAAAGCCACCCAUGCCAGGAACGACUAUCUCCUCACGCUAGCUGCGGCUAACGCUCACCAGCAGCGCUACUACGACACUGACCUGAUCGACUGCAUUAAGGUCCUGGAUGGGAGCAUCUAUGAGCAGGUGAAGGACUACCUGGUCUCUCUGUGCCAGAUGGAGCUUGAGUCCUACCAGGCUGUUCACAACACUUUCAACAUCCUCCUGGAGAGCUCCAACGGGAUGAUGCAGGACUUCCACCAGCAGCAGUUUGUACAGCAGAACCAAGUGUUCCACAGUACCCCAGCCAUCCUCUUCCAGCCCAUCAACACUGACACGGUGGGGCAGUUGCAGAAGGAGAGUGGCACAGUGGAGGAGCACAGUCUGGAUAAGGAGGCACGGAAGUGGGCGACCCGAGUGGCGCGAGAACACAAGAGCAUCAUCCACAGUCAGAGGACCCUGGAGGACUAUGGGACCCAACAGGGGCUGUCGGAGCAGAACCGCAGCGAGCUAGAGCUCAAGAUGGAGGAGGCCAGGGAGAACCUGCGGAGAGCAGAGACCGUGAAGCUGAAGGCGGAUGCUCGUCUGGCUCUACUGAGAGAGGCAGGCAUCACAGUGGAGACGUGGCUGAAGAGCGCCAUGAACCAGGUGAUGGAGGAGCUGGAGAACGAGCGGUGGGCCAACCUAAAUGCCCAUGAUCUUUCACUCUCCGGUACAGGUGACCUAGAGAGGGAGGAGGAUGAAGAUAGUGGAGAGGUGUUGGACGACAGCAGCUCCAGCCCCUCCAGUACCCUCAGGAACUACCCCCUCACCUGCAAAGUGCUCUACUCAUACAAGGCGUCUCAGCCAGACGAGCUGACCAUCGAGGAACAGGAGGUGCUGGAGGUUAUCGAUGAUGGGGACAUGGAGGACUGGGUCAAGGCCAGGAACCAGACGGGCCAGGUGGGCUACGUCCCGGAGAAGUACCUGCAGCUGCCCUCGUCCAACAGCCUAAUGAGCAUGCUCCAGUCUCUGGCUGCCCUGGACGCUCGCUCCCACUCCUCCAGUAACUCUACCGAGCCCGAGCUAGACGAGUCAGAGCUGCACACGCCGGGCACACCUAUCGUCAACGGAGACUCCAGCGGUGUGUGCUUCGCCAAGGCCCUGUACGACUACGCGGGCCAGACAGGUGAGGAGCUCUCGUUUCCUGAGGGCGCCAUCAUCCGUGUGCUGAGCCGCGAGACCUACGAGGAUGACGGUUUCUGGGAGGGCGAGUUCAAUGGCACUGUGGGUGUCUUCCCUGCUGUGCUUGUGGAGGACCUUCUGGCAGUGGGUGGUGCCGGUGGAGACAGCGAGAAUGGCGACGUCUCAGGAGAAGCCAGCAGCAAUCCGCAGGCGUCCCCCGUUCCUCUUUCCGAGUACUCUCCACAGAGUCCCUUCCUUCUGGGCCCGUUCCACAGCAGCCCUUGUCAGAGCAGCCCCCUCCUGACCCCCACUCUGCCCUCGCCCCAGUCCAGCCCCUCCAGUGCCAGCGCCUCCCCCACACCCCGCCCCCCCUCCAUCAACAGCCACCAUAGGCCACCGCCCGCACCACUCAAAGGCCACUUGCAAAGUCCUGCCCAGAACUCCACCCAGCCCCCCAGGUACCCAACAGAUGGUGGUGCGGGGGGCACCAUUCGACCUGUCCGCGCUGCUCCGCCGCCCCCCAAGCCACAGCAGCCUCGUGGCCAGGUGAAGAAGAGGGAGGAAGUGGAGAUCACGCUGGUGUAACGACGCCGCCGUGGCUGCCACCCACAACCAGAUCAGACCUGGUGGAUCCAGGUCCCUGACCGACUGACCCCCCCCCCCCCCCC